Molecule: messenger RNA, 2112 nt
Organism: Haliotis rubra (blacklip abalone)
Lineage: Eukaryota; Metazoa; Mollusca; Gastropoda; Lepetellida; Haliotidae
Product: extensin-like
Exons: 5
Coding region: 1-2112 (703 amino acids)
Source: RefSeq, a predicted model, not a curated record
AUGACCAACCCCCAUCAGUAUCACCCAACCAGUUUCAUUCUGCUCGCCCCACACCCCACCUCCAAAACGGACAAACCCCCAUCAGCACCCCCCACCCAGUAUCAUUCUGUUCUCCCCACACUCACCCCCACCCCCAAACUCACCAACCCCCAUCAGAACCCCCAUACAGUAUCAUUCUGUUCUAGCCCCACACACCACCUCCAAAUCCAACCAUCAGCUAUCAGAACCCCCAACCCUCAAGCUUUCAUUCUGCUCGCCAAACAGUCAACCCCCAAAACUGAUCAAACCAGUAUCAUUCUGUUCUCCACACACCACACCUCCAAACUGACCAUCCCCAAUCAACCCCACCAGAACCCCCCACCCAGUAUCAAUCUGUUCGCCCCACACCCCACCUCCAAACUGACUAUCCCCCAUCAGAACCCCCAACCAAGUAUCAUUCUGCUUUCACCCCACACCACCUCCAAAAUGACCAACCACGCUCAGGACCCUCCACUCAGGAUCAUUCUGCUCUCCCAACACCCCACCUCCAAAAUGACCAACCCCUAUCAGAACCCCCCACACAGUAUCAUUGUGUUCUCCAAACACCCCACCUUCAAACUGACCAACCCCAACCAAUCUGACCCACCACCAUCAGAACCUCCCACCCAGUAUCUUUCUGCUCUCCCUACACCCAACCUCCAAUCAGACCAACCACCAUCAGAAUUCCCCACCCAGUAUCAUCCUGCUCACCCCACACCCCACCUCAAAACUGACCAUCCACCAUCAGAACCCCCCACCCAAACCCCCACCAAGUAUCAUUCUGUUCUCCCCACAUCCGAACUGACCAACCCCUAUCAGUAUCCCCCACCCAGUAUCAUUCUGUUCUCCCAACACCCCACCUCCAAAAAGACCAACCCCUACCAGAACCCCCCACUCGGUAUCAUUCUGUUCUCCCCACACCCCACCUCCAAUCUGACCAACCACCAUCAGAACCUCCCACCCAGUAUCUUUCUGCUCUCCCCACACCCAACCUCCAAUCAGACCAACCACCAUCAGAAACCCCCACCCAGUAUCAUUCUGCUCACUCCACACUCCACUCCCAAACUGCCCAACCCCCAUCGGAAUUCCAUACCAAGUAUCAUUCUGUUCCACCCUCCCCUCCAAACUGACCAUCAGCCAUCAGAACCGCCCCCCCUCUAUCAUUCUGCUUGCCCCACACCCACCUCCAAACUGACAGCCCCCAUCAGUAUUCUCCCACCAAGUAUCAUUCUGUUCUCCUACACUCCACCCUCCUCAUUGACCCUCACCCCCAUCAGAAACCCCCACCCAGUACCAUUUUGUUCGCUUCCACACCCAACCUCCAAACUGACCAGCCCCAAUCAUGUCAUUCUGCUCACCUCAAAACGGACCGUCAGCCAUCAGGAACCGGUGUCCAGCAUCAUUUCCCAACAUCCCCAGUCUCCACCUGGACCAACCCCUCCAGAACCGUCCAAUCAGUCAUUCCUCCGGGUUACCUUCAACCCUAUCAGGUGUCAUUUCUGUUCUCCCCACAUCCCACCUCCGUUGACCAACCCCUAUCAGGUGUCGUUCUGUUCUCCUCACAUCCUAACUGGACCAACCUCAUCAGUAUCCGGUGUCAUCAUUCUGUUCUCCCAACACCCCACCUCCAAAAGACCAACCCUACCAGAACCCCCACUGUUCUGUUCUCCGGUGUCGUUCGUUCCAAACUCACCUCAUCAGAACCUCCCACCUAGUAUCUUUUCUGUUUCCCCACACCCCAACCUCCAACUGGGACUCAACCAUCCAACCCCCACCCAGUCUUUCUGCUCUCCCACACCUCCACUCCCAAACUGUCGGAAUCUCCAUACCAAGUGUCAUUCUGUUCACUCCCCCACCCCCCACACACCUCCACUGACCAUCAGCCAUCAGAACCCCCCACCCAGUAUCGUUCUGCUUGCCCCAACACCCCACCUCUGUGACCAACCACCAUCAGAACCCCUAAUCAGUAUCAUUCUCUCGUCACCACACCACACCUCCAAACUUACGUUCAACCCCCUAUCAGAGCUCCCACACGGUCGUUCAUUCCAUCCCACUUCCAAAUUGGACUACAACCCCUAUCAGAACCCCCACUAA